This is a messenger RNA of Schizosaccharomyces cryophilus OY26, 705 nucleotides long. RefSeq lists its product as uncharacterized. Lineage: Eukaryota; Fungi; Ascomycota; Schizosaccharomycetes; Schizosaccharomycetales; Schizosaccharomycetaceae. Bases 1 to 705 code for a protein of 234 amino acids. The transcript is spliced from 2 exons. The record is from RefSeq and is a predicted model, not a curated record.
AUGUAUAUUAGCUUUGUGCUACACGCUCAUUGGCUCGAUUUGUAUAAGGCUGCGGGGUAUAGCAACCGAAGAACGUUUGACUCGGCACAUGAUAAAGUUUCACCACCACCACCACCAUGUCGCUUGUUUUUCCUAGCUCGGACUAUAGGACUCGGGUUAAUUCAUUAUAAGUUGACAAGUCAGUUCUGGUUCGUUGUUUACGUCUGUCAUGUCGUUCCUAGUUCCGUGGUGUUUUCCUUGUCUGCUGUCUUCCUUACUCUUCUUGGAGCCACCUCUACGUUGGCUACCCCAGCUUCAACAUCUUCUCUUGAUAAAGAAUUUGGUAUCGUGAGUAGUCACUCUGGUAACAUUCAUGUCCACCUACGCACAUUCGAAGUUGGUCAAUCUGGUCAUGUCUACUUGAGUGAAUAUGACAAUUCUGACGGUAAUCCUCAUUUUACUCUCAAAAACGGAGAGCUAUUCCAUGAAAACAAGGUUGCUUCUCUUGACAAGAAUGGCGCCCUUGUUUUCGAAUCCUCUGGCUCUCCUGUGUCAGGUUUCGAAGCUAAGCAGGAGAAUUCCCAAUUCUAUGAACUCAGCUUGAACAGUAGUUUCCCUGUCGCAUGCCCUGUUCCCAAUGCCAACGAUGUUUAUCAAAUUUACUACGGCAAGGGUAAUGGCAAUGCUGACUGCGUUGGUAUUUUCCCUUUGGCUGCCUUUCCAUAA